Fusarium sp. VM40 is the source of this 1068-nucleotide messenger RNA. The record is from the annotation of a GenBank genome assembly. NCBI's taxonomy places the organism in Eukaryota, Fungi, Ascomycota, Sordariomycetes, Hypocreales, Nectriaceae.
AUGUCUAACAGCGUGUUUCUCUCCUCCACUGGCGACCUCGUCGUCCAGAAAGUUACCGAAACCUACACAAUCGAAGACUCCCAAUGCCUUGUCCGUGUUGAUUACUCCGCCAUCAAUCCUUGUGAUCUGAACUUCUUUUACAUGGGGCUUAAGUCUUUCGUCACUGGAUUUGAGUUCUCGGGCAUCGUGGAGAGGGCUGGUUCAGACACACCCUUCAAGGCAGGAGAUGCUAUCUUCGGCAUUUCGCCCGUCGUCAUUCCAAUGCCAUCUGCACAUGGAGCUCAUCAAGACUUGAUGGUGGCUCAAUCCGAGCUUCUCUAUCAUACUCCAGUGGGUAUAUCCUCCAAAGAUGCCAGUGCUAUAUGUAUGGCUGCGCACACAGCUACAGAUGCAUUGUUCAAUGUCAUUGGCGCUGGCCUCCCGGCUGCCAACGUUUCUGGUAUUGACCCUACUGGGAAGGGAAUUCUCAUCUGGGGCGGUGCAAGCAGUGUUGGUAUCAUGGCGGUCCAGAUUGCAAAAGCUGUUGGUUUCCGUCACAUCUUCAUUACUGCAUCUGCUAAGAACCACGAAACUCUUCAACACUUUGGCGCGACACAUUGUUUUGAUUACAGCAGCUCGACUGUAGUCCAAGAUAUCCAAGCAGCCCAGAGAGCUCUCCAAAUUGAGAUAGCCAUCGCUUUCGACACUGUCGGCAAAGGAACCAUGAAUCAUGGUGCUCCUACCGGCCCGAGCAGUCCGGAACUGACCAAGAGUGCACUGUUGUCAAGUAAGCCUGACGACCUGAAGCUCGCUUGCACGCUCCCAGUUCCUACAGACCCUGCUUUCGGGUUCUGCACUUCAUAUCGACCGAAGGGCAAUCUCAAUGCUAUGGGUGCGCCUCAAGACCCGGAUUCGGCUAUUCGUGUGCGCAAGAUCAUCGAGUAUCUGUUGGCAGAUGGUACACAUGGUUUGAAGCUACCUGUUGUCACGGUUGUCACUGACAUAAAGGACGGGAUUGGCGGCAUUCGCCGUGCGGCUGAAGGCAGGAUGAGUCUGGAAAAGCUUGUUGUAAAGCAUCCUUUGAAGUAA